CAUUUUUUUACUUCUGAAAGUGUAAUAAAACUGUAAGGCACCAUGCAACGAGAAGAAAAGCAGCUAGACAUGCUGCUGGAAGCAGUCCUUAACAGGCUCAAUGAUCUGAAGCUCUCGAUCGGGGUGAUGAUACAUCGAUUGGAAACAGAAUACGAGACGAUCAAUUGGCCCACAUUUCUGGACAACUUUGCCCUAAUAUCCAGCCAUUUAACGGGUUUGAUGAAAAUCCUAAGCACCGAAAUCGGAACACCGCUUCGCAACCUUACCGUACUGCCACUAAUGCUUACACCGGAACGGGAUGAAGCGUUGCUUCAGCUAACGGAAGGCAGGGUACCGAUAUUUUCACACGAUCUCGCCCCGGACUACCUUCGCACCAAGCCAGACCCGGGAGCGGAAAGUAGACAGGCGGCACAUGAAGCGAAAGCGAACAACCUAACGGUGGAAGCGAGCAUGAAACAGGUGGCUCAGUACAACAAGGUUAUAUCGCACGUCUGGGACAUUAUCAGCAAGGCGAAGGAGGAUUGGGAAAAUGAGUCUUCCACCCGGCCCGGCAUACAGCAAACCAGUUCGAUGGCGGACACACAAGCGCUGGUAGCUGCCGUUGGGCUUGGCAGUGGUUUGACUGCCCCGGUAGGACCGCCGACCGGUGCAGGCGUGAUGAUACCUCCGGCGAUAAGGCAGGGAUCACCGAUGAGUGCGGUUUCACCGUCGGGCGGUGCACCGAUGGGCAAAAUGCCGUCCGGUAUUAAGACAAACAUUAAGUCUGCUAACCAGGUGCAUCCUUACCGUUAG
Anopheles maculipalpis is the source of this 792-nucleotide messenger RNA. It is a transcript of the gene MED8, whose product is annotated as mediator of RNA polymerase II transcription subunit 8. Gene Ontology annotation, cellular component: mediator complex; core mediator complex. Gene Ontology annotation, biological process: regulation of transcription by RNA polymerase II. NCBI's taxonomy places the organism in Eukaryota, Metazoa, Arthropoda, Insecta, Diptera, Culicidae. Gene Ontology annotation, molecular function: RNA polymerase II cis-regulatory region sequence-specific DNA binding; transcription coregulator activity. The record is from RefSeq and is a predicted model, not a curated record. The coding region runs from base 43 to 792 and encodes 249 amino acids. The transcript has 2 exons.